Molecule: messenger RNA, 1817 nt
Organism: Macaca mulatta (Rhesus monkey)
Lineage: Eukaryota; Metazoa; Chordata; Mammalia; Primates; Cercopithecidae
Source: RefSeq, a predicted model, not a curated record
UGGAGAAUUGCUUGGUAUAUGGGGCAAACCCCUACACAUAUGGUGUGAGAAGUGUGGUGUGUGGCGUGGUGUGCAUGAGGGUAGGAAAAGCAGUCUGGUUUUUCCUGUCUCUUACGGUGUUUAGUUUCCAUGUGGACAAAGCAAAAGUGGCAAUAUUUUUGAAUGUUCCAAUAUUAUAGUGACAUAAGUAAUAUUGAUAGUUGCUGUGGAACUGAAUGAAUAAUACACAGCAUAAGAACAUUUCAGAACACAGUGACAUGUAUUCCUAACAUAACUUCUGUUAUUUCAUGUCAUCCUCUCCCACUGUUUUGUGUUUCAGGUACAGAGCCUUCAUUUUUAUUUUGACAUUUCUGCUGUAUGCAAGUUUUCACUUAUCUCGAAAGCCUAUCAGCAUAGUUAAGGGUGAGCUCCACAAGUAUUGCACUGCUUGGGAUGAAGCUGACGGCAGAUUCAGCAGCCAGAGCGCCAAGUCUGGGUCCAUUGCCCCCCGCCAGCUCCCUGACAAUGAGACCGACUGUGGCUGGGCACCAUUUGAUAAGAACAACUAUCAGCAGCUGCUUGGGGCCCUGGACUACUCCUUCCUGUGCGCCUAUGCCGUGGGGAUGUACCUCAGUGGCAUAAUUGGGGAACGCCUGCCGAUUAGGUAUUACCUAACUUUUGGGAUGCUCGCCAGUGGAGCCUUCACCGCCCUGUUCGGCUUAGGGUAUUUCUACAACAUCCACAGUUUCGGAUUCUACGUGGUAACUCAGGUCAUCAACGGGCUGGUGCAGACCACCGGCUGGCCCAGCGUCGUCACCUGCCUCGGCAACUGGUUUGGAAAAGGAAGGAGAGGUUUGAUUAUGGGGGUCUGGAACUCCCACACCUCCGUAGGCAACAUCUUGGGGUCGUUGAUCGCUGGCUACUGGGUGUCCACGUGCUGGGGCCUGUCCUUCGUUGUGCCUGGGGCCAUCGUGGCAGCCAUGGGGAUAGUGUGCUUUCUCUUCCUCAUUGAACAUCCGAAGGACGUCAGGUGCUCCUCCACCCUGCUGACGCACUCAAAAGGCUCUGAGAAUGGUACAAACAGAUUGAGACUCCAGAAGCAAAUCUUGAAGACCGAAAAGAACAGGCCUCUGGACCCCGAGAUGCAGUGCCUGCUGCUGUCAGAUGGGAAGGGCUCCAUCCACCCAAACCAUGUCGUCAUUCUCCCCGGGGACAGCGGGAGUGGCACAGCCGCCAUCAGCUUCACAGGAGCCUUGAAAAUUCCAGGCGUGAUCGAGUUCUCGCUGUGUCUGCUGUUCGCCAAGCUGGUCAGCUAUACUUUCCUCUUCUGGCUGCCCCUGUACAUCACGAAUGUGGAUCACCUUGAUGCCAAGAAAGCUGGGGAGCUCUCCACCCUGUUUGACGUGGGCGGAAUCUUUGGUGGGAUCCUGGCAGGUGUGAUCUCAGACCGACUGGAGAAAAGGGCCUCCACCUGCGGCCUGAUGCUGCUGCUCGCAGCCCCCACGCUGUACAUCUUCUCCACCAUCAGCAAGAUGGGGCUCGAGGCCACCAUCGCCAUGCUGCUGCUCAGCGGAGCCCUGGUCAGUGGGCCCUACGCGCUCAUCACCACCGCCGUCUCUGCCGAUCUGGGGACUCAUAAAAGUCUGAAAGGCAACGCACACGCCCUGUCCACCGUGACCGCCAUCAUCGACGGGACCGGCUCUGUAGGAGCAGCCCUGGGCCCCCUGCUGGCUGGGCUCCUCUCUCCGUCCGGCUGGAGCAAUGUGUUUUACAUGCUGAUGUUUGCAGAUGCCUGUGCCUUACUGGUAAGUCGGCCUAUUUUAGUCCAAUCCACUUGA